AUGAAAACGCUGCAAGACGUAUCCGACCUCCUCGGAGAUGUGCCCGCCAAAAUUCUCUGGGUGAGUUUCCCGAAAAAAUUUUUUUUGCAUAAAAACGUCAAAAACUCGUUUUCCACGGCGAAAAUCGUCAUAAAUUAAGUCACCGGGGCAGAUAAUCACACUCAUUUCGCUUGUCAUUCAAUUUUUCGCAAAAAAUGCCAGAGCAGGCCGCAAAUUUAUAUGAAUGGACGGAAGAAUGGCUAAAACUCGAAAGACCCGCCUCUUUUAUAAUUUACGCCCUCAUUUUUGUAAGUUUCCCGAGAUUUUCCACCUAAUUACCCACUUUCAGGUAGUAAUAUCGUUCGCCUUCUUCCGAGCCCUCCAAUUCAUCGUCCGGUGGUAUUUGUUCGGAAAAUGGACGUGGCCGACGUUCAAUUUCUUCGGUCUUCGGCGGCGAAUUCGACGGAACGGCGUCGAGGAGGGACAGGACGGCGCCGGAACACUGACUGCCUCGGAACGGACGCCUGAGCCGGCAGAGCAAGUGGAACCGGGACCCGACAGCCGAGAUUUGUCGGUUAGUGGAAAGAAGACAUUGAGCGUUUCCCGCAAAAUUUUUGAUUUUCUGAACUGGCCAUUGUUGAGCAUUUUUGAGCUUGCUGGGCUUAAGCUUUUCAAAGCUACAGAAAACACUUGCAGGCGAUCCCGCCGAACAAAAAGUGGCGAAUCUGCAACGAGUGCGUCUCGCUGUUCCAUUCGGUGAUAUCGGGCGCGUGGGCGGCCUACUGCCUCCUCUACUACAAAGAACUCAUCCAGGACCUGUUCGUCUUCCGAUGCGAGGCCGCCGUUAACCUGGUAGGCCAUGGGUCCAACUGAAAAGUACUCAAAUUCAAAUUCUGCUCAGAUUCUCAUGUCGACCGGUUACCUUCUGCACGAUCUGCUCGAUUUGCUGGUCAACGAGCAGUCCGCCCGAAUCAUCGAGCUCCUCUUCCAUCACGUCGUCGUUUUGGGCGCUUUCGCAGUCACUAUGGUGCUCCGAAUUGAGAGAAUUUUCAGAAUACCCUAGACAUUUUGCAGUUUAUGAACCGAUUCCUGGGCGUCGUAGUGUUCGGAUUGCUCAUGGAGCUCAACUCGAUCUUCCUCCACUCACGCAGCUUGGCCAAUCUGUACGGAGUGGACAAACGGAGCCCGAUGUUCCGAAUCAUCGCGCUUUUGAACAUGGUCACUCUGUUCGCGUUCCGACUCUGCGUCUCCGUCUACUUGCUCUAUUUUGCGGUAAGUGUCGAAAAUUAGGAUUUCUGAAGUUUCUAGCUGUUUUUGCAAAUUUUGCAACUUACGAGACAGACUAUCCAACUGAAAAGCUCUCAUCAAAAGAAGCUGCCAGACACUUGUAAUGCUUUUCCGCAUUUCCAGAUCACCUCGAUUCCGGAUGUCACAUGGUAUCAGGCCCUGCUCAACGGAAUCCUCAUCCUUUCACUCGCCUCCACAAACACGGUCCUCACCUAUCGAUUACUCGCAGCCGACGGCCUUCUGGGUCAGUUUCUGUCUUUUUCAGGAAAUAGACACUUUGAAUGUGAUAGUGAACGUUCAUCAUGAAAUUGAACUCGAAGACUGUUCUUUCUUUUUGUUGGAUACACGUUUUUUUGAAAUUUUUCAGGCAAGAAACGCGAAAGACGGACGCCGGCCUCCACCGCACAGACUCAGAUCGAGAACGGACCGUUGACAACGGAAAUGACUGAAAAUGAGGUAGAUUUAUUGGAAAUUUGAGGGUCUAGAAGGAUCCAGCUCAUUUUCUAGAAGCUUCUAAGCUUCUCUCAAUUUACAGUACCCCAAUUUCCAGGACCGCCACACGGUCGGCAUUCAAACGGGCGUCGGAACGGUGCCGCUGGUCGAAGACUCGACACAAACUGUUUAA
Messenger RNA from Caenorhabditis sp. 36 PRJEB53466, 1891 nucleotides. The record is from the annotation of a GenBank genome assembly. NCBI's taxonomy places the organism in Eukaryota, Metazoa, Nematoda, Chromadorea, Rhabditida, Rhabditidae.